GGCCGCGUGCGGGGCCGCUUGAUGGGGCCGCAGGUAGAGGCGAGGUCGCCAGGGCAGCCGGCUGCAGAAAAGAAAAAAGAUCCUACUCGCUGUGAAAAAUGGAUUGGAAAAGAGAAAGCAGUGGGAGAGUGUGUAGGAAAGUGUUGCAGAAGCCCAGGUCACCUAAGAAUCAGGUGUUGGUGGAAGAAGCUCAGGAGGGUGUGAGGCCUGGGUGGUGAAAGCCGUCGUUGUGUCCAUGGCAGCCAAGGGGGAGAGGGCCAGAGAGAAAGAUGCGGGCCCGGAAUCUCUCUGAGGAGGAGUGCCUUCAAACCAGCUCACAGGGCUGGCCCUGACUGACCUGGGAGUGGAUGGAGACCUGAGCUGGGAGAAGGAAAGCCCCCCUGGAGGGAGCUCGAGGAGGACGACACCAUGGAGACGAGACACCAGGAAGGCAGGAAGGGCCCCCUUCGCAGGGACGUGCCCCCGGUGGUGGGGCUGCUGCUCUCCAUGGCCCUCAUGAAUGCCCUCCUCUACCUCUGCCUCGACUGGCUCUUCAUCUUGCCCCCGCGCUCUGUGGGAGAGCCCAGGCACUGUCCCCAUGGCCACUUCAGGAUGGGACAGAUGAGCAACUGCUCCCCGUGGCUGUCCUGUGAGCAGCUGAGGACGGAAGUGAGGCAGAUGAAGCGAGUUGGCGAAGGAGCCGUGAAGAGGGUAUUCCUGUCUGAGUGGAAGGAACGCAAGGUGGCUCUCUCUCGGCUCACCAGGUUGGAGAUGAAAGACGACUUCCUGCAUGGACUGCGGAUGCUGAAGUCGCUGCAAAGCAAGCAUGUGGUCACGCUGCUUGGCUUUUGUGAGGAUGACAGCACCAUCCUCACAGAGUAUCACCCCUUGGGCUCCCUGAGCAACCUGGAGGAGGCUCUGAGCCUCCCCAGAUACCAGAGCAUCAACACGUGGCAGCACAGGCUGCAGCUGGCCCUGGACUACGUGGGCAUCAUCAACUUCCUGCACAACAGCCCUCUGGGCACGCUGGUCAUGUGCGACUCCAGCGACCUGCCCAAGACGCUGUCCCAGUACCUGCUGACCGCCAACUUCAGCAUCGUGCUGAAUGACCUGGACGCCCUGCCCCUGGUAAACCACAGCUCCGGGGCCCUGGUGAAGUGUGGCCACAGGGAGCUCCAAGGGGACUUCGUGGCCCCAGAGCAGCUGUGGCCCUAUGGAGAGGACGUGCCUUUUCAGGACGACCUCAUGCCCGUGUAUGAUGAGAAGAUUGACAUCUGGAAGAUUCCAGACGUCUCCAGUUUCCUUCUGGGGCACGUGGAAGGGAGCGACAUGGUCCGGUUCCACUUGUUUGACAUUCACAAGGCGUGUAAGAGCCAGACGCCUGCAGAGAGACCCACCACUCAGGACAUUCUGGACACUUACCAGAACGUCUUGAAUCUGCUCAGAGACACCGCGACUUCUCAGACCAGAGAGAUGCUGUAGAAUCCAGUACAGUGAGAGCUGGGGUCAAGGAAGGCUGGAGGAGUUACAGCGGCUCCGCUCUGACCUGAGGUCUGUGCUAUUCCCGUGUGCUGCUUCCUUUCUGGCCACGUGCUCGUGUGAGCUUCCCUCUCCUGGCCACCUGGGCGACGGCACACUCAGCCCUGUGUAAGCCUGGCUUCAGGCGGAGAUGCAGAGAAGCAGUGAACCUGGCUCGAUGCUAAAGGAAGUACACAGCAGGCCUAACAACAGAAUAUGUAAGCCUGUAAGAAAUGUGUAUAGGGAAGGUUUUUAAUGGCAGUGUGUGGAAGAAACACAAGUGAUUCUCCAAAGAGUAUUUUUUUCCUCAUUUUUUUAGACGGGGUGUUUGUGGUGUAUUUCACAUGAUACCAAGGAAGCCACCUCUACCGUUUUAAAUGAUCUGUGAGGCUCCUGUGCCUUUCACUUCCCAAUGAGCUAGCAUGCUCUUUGAAAUUUUGAAUGGAUAAGGAAUAUUUUUUUAAACAUUUUAUUUUUAUUAUUAUGGGUUUUUUGGUUCGUUUGUGUGUUUUUUGUUUUUUGUUUUUUUGCCCCACCUGUGGGCGUUCCCAGACCAAAAAUCCAACCUGAGCCACAGCAGCAACCCAAGCCGGUGUCCUGUCAGCACUGAAUCCCUAACCCACCAAGCCACAAGGAAUCCCCAGGAAUAUUUAAAAUAUCACUUAUGAAGGAAAUUAUAUCUGUGUUACUGCUUUGAAUGGUGCAGUAACCAUUUACCCUUCAGCUGGAUUUUCUGAGUCUAAAACUUAAUUAUUGUGACCAUUUUACAUCAACAGUGUCACUCAUUACUGGAAUAUGCCUCGCACUUCCACUUGAGUCAAAUAAUUGAAUUCUUCGAAAAACUCUUUCAGGGAGUUCCCACUGUGGUUCAGCAGUAACAAACCCACCUAGUAUCCAUGAGGAUGAGGGUUUGAUUCGCUGGCCUGCCUCAGUGGGUUAAGGAUCUGGCAUUGCCAUAAGCUGUGGCAUAAGUCACAGAUGGUGCUCAGAUCCCAAGUUGCUAUGGUUGUGGCUUAGGCCGGCAACUGCAGCUCCAAUUCUACCCCUAGCCUGGGAACUUCCAUAUGCCGUGGGUAUGGAUCUCAAAAGACAAUAA
Molecule: messenger RNA, 2593 nt
Organism: Phacochoerus africanus (Common warthog)
Lineage: Eukaryota; Metazoa; Chordata; Mammalia; Artiodactyla; Suidae
Gene: POMK
Product: protein O-mannose kinase
Exons: 6
Coding region: 409-1461 (350 amino acids)
Biological process (GO): protein phosphorylation; protein O-linked glycosylation; carbohydrate phosphorylation
Cellular component (GO): endoplasmic reticulum membrane
Molecular function (GO): ATP binding; carbohydrate kinase activity; protein kinase activity
Source: RefSeq, a predicted model, not a curated record